CCUCUCGCGCCGCGUCCCUGAGCUAGUUGCGCGGCCCAGCGGGUCACGCGGGCGUUGAGCGGCAGCACCGCAGCCCUAUUCCGCGCGCAGCAGAUUUCGCCCCCGCCUUCGUCAGAACACGUGUGUGGCGCGCGGGAAGUGAGGACCCCGUGCGAGUUGCUGCCGGAGGAACAGCGAGACCAGGAAGACUCACCAUGCGGGUGCCGCUGCCUCGCUGCCUGCUGACCUCGCUGCGGGGUCAGCGGGGCGGGGCGCGCUCGCUCUUCACGCUCUCCGACUCGUCGCGGUCGCCGGCCUCGGUGCCGCUGACCCGGGACACGUUCGGUCUGAAGCGCGGCGAGUUCGCCGAGCCCACCUCGGAUGACCUGAGCACGCUGAAGCAGCUGGUCAAGGGCCGCAUGGAGAGCGACGAGGACGACCUGAUCAAACACAACACCGACUGGCUGCGCACGCUCAGAGGGUCGUCGCCGUGUGUCGUAUUUCCGAAGACGACGGCGGAGGUCUCAGACGUGCUGCGCUACUGCUCCGAGCGCCGCCUGGCGGUGUGCCCGCAGGGCGCCAACACCUCGCUGGUCGGCGGCAGCGUCCCCGUCUUCGACGAGGUCAUCGUCAGCACGUCCAAGAUGGACGACGUCAUCGACAUAGACCAUGACGGAGGGACUCUGACGUGCGAGGCCGGCUGCUCCCUGAAGAAGCUGGAGAAGAAGACCCGUAAGAAGCGGCUCUACUUCCCAGUGGACCUCAACAUCCGUGAGGCCCAGAUCGGCGGCGUUGUGGCUGCUGACAUGGCCGGCCCGAGAACGGCCAGAUUUGGGAACCUCCACGGCAAUGUGCUCGGUGUGGAAGUGGUCCUUCCGGAUGGCACGGUGCUGGACUCCAUGUCCACGAUGAGGAAGGACAACACGGGAUUCGACCUCAAGCAGAUGUUCGUCGGCUCCGAGGGCAGCUUGGGUAUCAUCACAAAGGUGGCUAUGGCCUGCCCGCCAAUGCCGAAGCACAUCAACGUGGCGAUGGUGUACACAGAGAGCUUUGACCACGUGCUGGAGAUCAUGCGGCUGGCCAAGGACCAGCUGGGCGAGAUCAUGUCCGCCUGCGAGUUCAUGGACAACGACGCCGUGAUGUCGGUGAAGCAGAAGCACCUGACCAUGUGGGGAGUGCCCGACAAGCCGUACUACGUGCUGAUCGAGACGGCCGGCCACUGCGACAUGCACGACGAGGAGAAGCUCAAGUUCCUCUUCAACAUGCUCAAGGACAAGCGGCUCAUCAUGGACGGUCAGAUCGGACCGCUGAAUUAUGACGACCCGACCUUCGUUGAGCGACUGUGGAACAUCAACGGCCGCAUUCUGACGGCCCUCUCCGCGGCCGGCAAUGUCUACCACUACGACGUCUCGCUACCACACGCCAAGCAGUACCCGCUAGUGGAAAAGCUGCGGAAGGAUCUGGGCGAUGAGAUCACGAAGGUGGCGAGCUUCGGUCACCUGCUGGAUGGCAACAUGCACCUGGCGCUGCUGUCAAGCUCGUUCUCGGCCAGCACGAUGGCCGCGCUCGACCGGCUCAUCACCGAGUACGUGACGGCCGCCGGCGGAGCCGUCUCCGCCGAACUCGGCUGCGGCUUCAAGAGCAGGAACCUGGGCGCCCACUGCAAGGAUCCGGUGGAGAUGAAGAUGAUGCGCGACGUGAAGAACAUGCUCGACCCCAAGGGCAUCAUGAACCCGUACAAGGUGUUCCCGGACAGUGUGUGAGCGGCGCGCCAGAGCGGCUGCCGACCAUGAGCGCUCUGCCAGCGGCGCUCGGAGCGGCGGCGCGGUGUGUGUGUGUGCAGGCCGGCCGAGCGCAGGGGUGUGGCGGAGUCAGAGACCGGUCAGCGGACCGUGACGCGCCGGAACGCCGUGCAGGAAGUGUGUGGACGCGACUGGCCGGGAGAGCUACCGUGAUGGCAAGUGGUUCUACUAAAGAUACAGACUGACUGGCCUUCCGUUCGUGUCGAUCACUCAUUGGCUGGUGGGAGUCGUCUGGUCCCAUAGCGGACCAAGACAAGUGGUAAAUAUAUCGAUUUCACGAUA
This is a messenger RNA of Pollicipes pollicipes, 2063 nucleotides long. Its product is annotated as D-2-hydroxyglutarate dehydrogenase, mitochondrial. The coding region runs from base 195 to 1742 and encodes 515 amino acids. NCBI's taxonomy places the organism in Eukaryota, Metazoa, Arthropoda, Thecostraca, Pollicipedomorpha, Pollicipedidae. The record is from RefSeq and is a predicted model, not a curated record. Gene Ontology annotation, molecular function: FAD binding; catalytic activity. Gene Ontology annotation, cellular component: mitochondrion. The transcript is spliced from 10 exons.